Molecule: messenger RNA, 639 nt
Organism: Diabrotica virgifera virgifera (western corn rootworm)
Lineage: Eukaryota; Metazoa; Arthropoda; Insecta; Coleoptera; Chrysomelidae
Exons: 3
Coding region: 70-573 (167 amino acids)
Source: RefSeq, a predicted model, not a curated record
AACAGAACAACCAAACAGGGGGUACUAUAAAUAUAAGCUCCACUUCGUAGGAAAGUAACUCUGUUCAGAAUGGCUUUCUCUAUUUACAUCGUCUAUGUCAUUGCAUUGGCAGGUCUUGUAGACCUCACCUAUGCUGAUGUUGAAGUUCAAAUUAAAUGCCAGAAAACCGGAAACCUGAUCGGUGCUGAUAGCUUUAACACUGAAGAAUACGGUACCACGAAAUUGUACGCAAAAAAAACUGUAGCUCAUAAUAAAUGGAUAUUUACCGAAGAAGCUCAAUUCAGGAACAAAAAACUAUAUACAGCCGAACUGAAAGAUAACUCUAAAUUGCUUUUAACUCAUUCAAAAAAUUGUAAUGGAGACACUGAUGCAGUAUUAUUUAAACGACCGGCACAGGUAAGCCAAAUCAACUAUUUUAACAUCAAUUUGGACUCAACCGCCCCACAGCAAAUUUAUUCGUUUUAUAAACAAUGUGACAAACAAUGUCUUUACGUUGACGGAGAGGAACUCAAAUCUGGCAGUUGCGAUGCUCAUUCAGAUAGUAAUCAAUUUGUAAUAACUAAGUUAAAAUAAAACAAAUAAGAUGAAAUAACUUUUUAAUUUUUGGAAUGUAGUAAUAUUAAAGGUCAUAAAAAAGUU